AUGGGUAUGUCUGUGGAACCUUUAGAUCUAGUAAGAAUCAGACGAAACCAGCGCAGGCUAAAAGGUUUGCUCUCUAAUCGAGAAGUUCCGAAUGAUCACUUGAACCUUCAGCAUUAUCCUAUACGAAGAAAACCUCUCCCGGCUGGCUUUUGUUACGUCUGCAGUCGUAUAGACCCGGAGGGAAAAUUCAAACAUCCUCAUGGGUACCUCUUCAGCAAGGGUUUCUUCUCUCAAUGUGAGCAUAUGCCUAAGACUCCCUACCCUACCGUCAUCAUUGAGAGCCGAAAACCAUCGCCCACCAAUUCUGAACCGACGCAGCCUAUGAGCGGACUUCGGGUCAAAAUAACUCGAAGAAGCAAAUCACCUCCAUCUAAAUAUGGAAGAAAGUAUUUCGAUAAAUCAGUACUUGAUGGUGUUCGAUACGACAAUGAUAUUUACCAGAAUUCGCGUUACAGCGUACCGGCCAUGUUUGAUCAUGUUACGGACGAAGACGGAAAAAAGAUUCCAGAAGUGGGAGAAAUGUCAUGGAUGGAGGAUGAUGGCGAUUCUGUUAACGAAGAAAUAAUAGUGAAUUACAUUGAGGAUUGGAACGACGAAGAUUCUCCAGAGAAUCAUUUGGCCAACCAACAAACAACGCCAACGGAGGUCCUUUUGCCUCCGAUCGGGGGUCAAAAUUCGAAAUCAGGAACCAGCAAAUCUGAAUUAAGCAUACCCGGGCCGAAAGUUUCGGAAAAACUGCCAUUGAUUCACGGCAGUGUCGAGCGUAUCAACGCCUCAAGAGAACGACUCGAAAAGAAACCAAGUAAAAGAAAGUCUCGAAAAUCCUCCAAUGCAUCUAUCGACGAAGCAGACAUGAUUUACACUGGCGGAGAUGAUGACUAUGGUCACAUUAAGUACCAUCACCGUGGUAUGUACGACUCUGUUCCAAGCGGUGGACUUGAUAUGCCAUCAUCUCGAGAAGCUUUAAGCAAACAUAUAACUAGCAAAUCCUUUAAUGGAGAAAAUUCUUCACUCCAUGACCAGACAUCGGACAAGAAAAGCAGAUCAAGGUUAAGUUCCAGUGAAAUCUCGUUCGGAAUUCCAGAAACACCAUCAAUGAUUAUCGCCCGAAUCAAUAACUCUGAUCACUGGUGUCAGUGUGAAGAUGUAGAUAUGUCCACUAUCAAGUGUCCAGAAUGCCAUAUAGUUGGUGGACACGAAAAAUGGUGUAUACACUCGAGAUCUUCAGCAAAGCAAGGAAACUGUCCAAAGUGUGGAAAGCCAAUUAAAAGAAAAAAUGUUCGAGGUUCGAGUUACAAACAUCAAAGACGAGGAUCCAAAUCAACGAGUAAAUCUGAAGAAUUUGAUGUUUCAGCUGGAAAGCAACGUGUUCGAUUUGAUGAUGAAGAUGAUCUUGACGAAAAGAAACGAUUAGAAAUGAUAAGAAAGAAUGACGAAGAUUACAUGGCUGGUGUUGAUGAUAUAUUAUACGAUGAGGAAAAAUACGGCCGAUUGUGGACACCGGCGACCCAGGAAGAGGAUGAAGAACGCAAACACAAGAGAAUAGAUCCCAACAUUCACCGCGAGGCCUACCUACGCGCGCUCCUGGAAGUCAAAAACAACCAGUUAAAAAAGAUUUCUGAAGUUGAUGAACACUUUUUUGCGAGCAGACUGUGUCGCCCACAUGUAUUUUCAUACUUUCGCCUUCGGCCACAGCAAGCAAAGCAAAAUGCAUUGAGCGAACCUUUCAAUAUAGGCUUAAAACCUGACGAAUCAAAAGGCAUUCCACCCAGAAAGGGAAUGAAACAUAUAUUUGGGAAAAUUAAAGUAGACGACUUUUACCCAGGUGGAAAGAAAAACCCGAGUUUCAAUAUCUCCAUGAAGAAAGAAGCCAAGAGACAAACAAUGCCAAUACAUAGCAUUAACUACAGUAAAUAG
Messenger RNA from Saccostrea echinata, 1917 nucleotides. RefSeq lists its product as uncharacterized. The record is from RefSeq and is a predicted model, not a curated record. The transcript has 2 exons. Bases 1 to 1917 code for a protein of 638 amino acids. Lineage: Eukaryota; Metazoa; Mollusca; Bivalvia; Ostreida; Ostreidae.